Molecule: messenger RNA, 1501 nt
Organism: Ipomoea triloba (trilobed morning glory)
Lineage: Eukaryota; Viridiplantae; Streptophyta; Magnoliopsida; Solanales; Convolvulaceae
Product: fructose-1,6-bisphosphatase, chloroplastic-like
Exons: 4
Coding region: 112-1350 (412 amino acids)
Biological process (GO): gluconeogenesis; fructose metabolic process; sucrose biosynthetic process
Cellular component (GO): cytoplasm; cytosol
Molecular function (GO): fructose 1,6-bisphosphate 1-phosphatase activity
Source: RefSeq, a predicted model, not a curated record
CUCCAGAAACAAAAAGAAUGCAAGAAAUCCAUAAAAUUUGAGGUCACAAGAUUUUGCACAAAGAAAAAAAAAAUCACAGGAAAAAGAAGGGCAGAAGAGUAGAAAGCUUCCAUGGCAGCCUCCGCUGCAACCUCACAGCUCCUCUUCUCGAGCCCCCGCUCCGUUUCUCGCCGUUCUCUUCACCACCUCUGCGUUCUGGGCGAAAAGACUCAAUUUUUAUGCCCCAAGAACCGAGCCCACAGUAAAGUGAGGAGGCAAGCAGGGAAUAAUGGAGGGGUGAGAUGCAUGGCAGUGGAGACAGAGGCUCAGACAAAGACGAAGAAGAGUGGGUAUGCGCUUCAGACCUUGACUAGCUGGCUAUUACAGCAAGAACAAGCUGGGGUUAUAGAUGCAGAGCUUACCAUAGUGUUAUCAAGCAUUUCCAUGGCUUGUAAGCAGAUUGCUAGCUUGGUACAAAGGGCUGGCAUUUCUAACCUUACUGGUGUUCAGGGUGCUGUUAAUGUUCAAGGAGAGGACCAAAAGAAGCUCGAUGUUGUCUCCAAUGAGGUGUUCUCUAAUUGUUUGAGGUCAAGUGGAAGGACAGGGAUCAUAGCAUCAGAGGAAGAGGAUGUGCCUGUGGCAGUGGAGGAGAGUUACUCUGGGAAUUACAUUGUGGUAUUUGACCCCCUUGAUGGAUCAUCAAACAUUGAUGCUGCUGUGUCUACUGGCUCGAUCUUUGGCAUUUACAGCCCGAAUGAUGAGUGCCUGGCGGAUAUUGGCGAUGAUGCUGAGCUUGACACAGGGGUACAGAAAUGUGUAGUGAGUGUGUGCCAGCCAGGGGAUAACCUCCUAGCAGCAGGCUAUUGCAUGUACUCGAGCUCUGUGAUCUUCGUUCUCACCUUGGGAAAAGGCGUUUUCGCCUUCACCUUGGACCCUAUGUAUGGCGAAUUCGUUCUCACCCAAGAAAACAUUCAGAUCCCAAAGGCGGGGAAGAUAUACGCGUUUAAUGAAGGCAACUACCAGCUCUGGGAUGAUAAGUUGAAGAAGUACAUUGAUGACCUUAAGGACCCUGGCCCUAGUGGCAAGCCUUAUUCUGCUAGGUACAUUGGCAGUUUGGUGGGAGACUUCCAUAGAACUCUUUUGUAUGGAGGCAUUUAUGGGUACCCAAGAGACAAGAAGAGCAAGAAUGGGAAGCUAAGGCUUCUGUACGAGUGCGCCCCGAUGAGCUUCAUCGUGGAGCAAGCCGGUGGAAAAGGAUCGGAUGGCCAUAAAAGAAUUCUUGAUAUCACACCAGUUGAGAUACACCAGCGAGUUCCUCUAUACAUUGGAAGUGUGGAGGAAGUUGACAAGUUGGAGAAGUACCUAGCUUAAUCCAAGAAUGAAAUGCAGAGAUGAGUACAUUGAAGCCAUGGUGUUGUUUUGGACCACUCUCAGAUGUAUAUCAGAAUCUACAACUUAAAAUAAUGCAUUGUAAACACUUGAAAAUAAAAUAUUCUUUUGAUCUUUUCUGAGUCAGGCAAAA